Ceratosolen solmsi marchali is the source of this 841-nucleotide messenger RNA. RefSeq names its product Odorant-binding protein 59a (gene Obp59a). The record is from RefSeq and is a predicted model, not a curated record. NCBI's taxonomy places the organism in Eukaryota, Metazoa, Arthropoda, Insecta, Hymenoptera, Agaonidae. Gene Ontology annotation, molecular function: odorant binding. The coding region runs from base 361 to 831 and encodes 156 amino acids. The transcript has 4 exons.
UUUUAAAAAUAAUAUUAACCAAGAAAAUCCAUUAUUAUUUCAUAGAGUUUGAAAUGUCGCACCGGCAAUCAACAAAACGAUGAUCAAUUUCGAAAAAUUAUACAAGCUUGCCAAAAACGCUCUCUCAACCUCGACAGUGAAAACAAUCAGGACUACAAUCGCCGUGAUACUGACUCCCAGGAAACAUCAGAUUCUAAUUCUGACGAAAAUUUAUUCGACGAUAGAUUUUUGAGUUCUGGCCGAGAUCGAUAUAAUAAAAACGAUAAAGUGGGUAGCGGUAACAGAUAUGAUUAUUUUGGUUCAUCCAAAAAUGUAACACCCCAAUCCGCAAAUCGUAAUAAAUCUUACUCGUCCAUUGAUAUGAACAAUAACAAGUCAUCAUACAAUUAUAAUAGCCGACUGUAUUUUAACAAGAGAAACAUAAGGAAUAGUCAAUUUUAUCCCCGAGACUUUGGUCAUAAUUAUUCGAAUAAAUAUAAUAAUAUCAACAAUAGUAAUAUGAAUCGCAAUAACAAUAAUAGUUACUAUACAAGAGAUAAUAAUCAUAGCAAUUAUAAAGAACAAGGCUGUAUUAUCCAAUGCUUUUUCAACGAACUGAAUAUAGUCGAUCAAAACGGUUUUCCAGAGAGAUCGGCCGUUAUUGGAGUAAUGACACAAAAUAUUCAUGAUCCUUAUUUACAAGAUUUCAUAGAGGAAUCCGUGGUUGAAUGUUAUCAUUAUUUGAGCAACUUUAAUCGUGAAGAAAAGUGUCAAUUUUCGCAAAAUUUGUUGUCAUGCUUAGCCGAAAAAGGUAGCGAGAAAUGCGAGGAUUGGGAUGACGAAUAUAUAUGAAAAUUAAUUU